Messenger RNA from Strigops habroptila (Kakapo), 3266 nucleotides. RefSeq names its product rho GTPase-activating protein 20-like. Gene Ontology annotation, biological process: signal transduction. The transcript is spliced from 11 exons. The record is from RefSeq and is a predicted model, not a curated record. Lineage: Eukaryota; Metazoa; Chordata; Aves; Psittaciformes; Psittacidae. Bases 1288 to 2997 code for a protein of 569 amino acids. Gene Ontology annotation, molecular function: GTPase activator activity.
UACCAAGUCAGGGAAGAGUAACUGAAGCACAGGGAUUGCUACUUGGUGUAGCACUACCUCUGUUGCUUGCAACUUUAACUGUAGAAAAAGAGGAUAUUUAAAGCAUAUCAUAAAUGUUGGACCUACACAGCAAUGAAGUGAAAACUAGAACCAAGCAAAACAAACAAACUCCAACUAUUAAAGCUUUUCAAACUGUAAAAACUCAAAGUUGAUUUUGAUUGAUUUUUCAGGAGAUGCUUUGGAGACUACCCAAGACAGAAAUUAAAGGUGGCUGUAGAAGUAACAAAGAUCUUGGGCCUCAUGAGGCCAAUCAUGGACUACACAAACAGAAUGGAUUGUAGCUUGUAUCAUACCACAUCACAGAAAAGAGGAUAGACCUUCAUUCUGUCAAAUGUGAACCCUGUUGAUCCUGACCUGCAGUGUGACUUCCAAGCUGCACCCACCUAAUCACUGUGGACAAGAUCAUUCAUCACUAGACUGUGUCUGAUCCUCAUUACCUUCACGAGACCUGAUCCUUACCCUGGCCUGACUACCUGGCUUGACCUCAGACCCGCCUCAUCAUCACGAGACCUGGCCACCAUCCCUGGGCUGGUCUUGCUUGCCUCAUUUGUGGGUGGUGGGAUGGGCCCUGGCUAGCAAGGCCCCUUGCCUUCAGGCUGGAGUAUUUCCCUCAGCUCCCCAUCCCCUGGGGACAGCUGGCUCCCACCAUGCCCUGACACUUACACAGAGGCUGAGAUUUUGCUCUCUCUCAAUUUUCCACUUACAGGGUAACAGAAACCAUGUACUCUGGCUUGUAUUUUUCUUGGCAAAUACAUAUUGGUUUCAGAAAUCUUUAUCCUGUAAGGUCGUGGUACAGUGGACCAAAAACAUCCUGAGAGGCUACUGUCAACCACUGCCAGCUGAGGGGUGCUCCUGUUAGGAUUACAACACAAUUGCUCUCGUCUGCCUUUCCACCCAAACAAAUAUGUGAGAGUCAGUUACGUCUUUUGGUCCUGUAGCAUAAUCUCUACACCGCAAUUCAACAUAAUGAUCUCACUAAUUUCUGCAGAAAUAUUAGUAAAAAUAAGUGAAAGCAUUCAUUUUUCUUAACCAACAACUCCAUUUAUUAUAACACAAGUGAAGGAAAAUGGAAACUUACAAAGCUUAUUCUGAUUCCCACCUGUCAUGAAACUGCCACUUAAGAAACUUCUAGAAAAAACUUAGCUGAGCAGCUAUGCUGCACUGGAGGAGCACUUGUGAUACAAAGUACACCCUCCAACUACAUCAUUCAUCUUCCUAUGACAACAGAUGAAGCUUCUAUGUUACAUAGAAAGGCGUGGCAGCACCCCGCACCCACAGCUCUGCCUGGCCCUGGGCCUGCUCCAGGUGCCGAGCGGCGGGAAGGGCUCAGCCAGGGAUGCUGCCGAGGAGGAGGAGGAAGGGAAGGCCACCAGCUCCCUCUUCUUCAUCUGGCCCUGCGGCUCCUGCGUUGUCACCUUCUGCUCCCGGGCAGUGAAGGAGCUGUGGGUCAGCGCCCUCCUUGGACCACCUGAAGGAGUGCAGGGAGCCCGGGUGACCCAGCUGCCCUCCAUCAGGCUCGUGCUGAAGGAGCUGAGUGGCUGCCACGCUGAGUGUCCCUCCUGCCUCUGCUCUGCCCCCAGGGGCUGCCCCAGCCCAGCAUCAGCUGCAUCACUGCUCACCUUCUGGUCUUCUCCCCUUGCCCAGGCGAUGACACUGGAUGCCAGCAGCCUGGAGAAGCUGCUCCAGCGCCUGGCUCAGGUCAGGGUCACCAGAGGUGCAAUCUCACCCAUCCCCACCUCUCAUCUCACACACGACCAGGGGCUGAUGCAGCUCACCAGGGGCCCGUUCUGCUGCGGGGCUGCUUGGCGGACACACGUGCUGCGAUGGGGCUGCUGCUGCCCUUGCCGCAGGGCACGCCCAUCCCCAUCGCUCUGCGACAGGAGAGAGCUGAGCCCUGGGGCCCCUCGUUCCCAAACGCCGCCAUCUCUCCUGUGCCCUGGGCAGCGGGGCGACAGCACUGAGGGAGCCUGGGAGUGCUCUCCCGGUACUUCUCCUCCACGGCUCUUUUCUAUGUUUCCCUUGGCAGCAGGCGGCACCCGCAGGAGCAGGAGGAGGCUGCCCUGGCCAUUUGCGCGGCCAAGGACCUCGGCUGCAUCAGAGGCGCCGGGACCGCCGGGCCCUGCCAGCGGGGGGACUCUCUUCGGCCGGCCCCUGGCAGCUCUCUGCAGCCAGGACGGCACGCUGCCCCAGCCCAUCCAGGACCUGCUGGCUCUGCUGAAGGAGCACGGGCCAUCCAUGGAGCGGAUCUUCCGUCGGGCAGCCAGCGAGCACGCCUCCCGGGAGGUCAGCGAGGCCCUCGACAGAAGAGCGGAGGUCCAGCUCCAAAGCCAGCCUGUGCUGCUGCUGGCUGUCCUCCUCAAGGACCUCCUGCGGAAGAUCCCCUCCAAGCUCCUCGACGACCACCUGUACGAGGAGUGGAUGAGUGCCCUGCAGAAGACCAGCAGGCAGGAAAGGCUGGCAGCACUGAAACAGGUGGCCAGCAAGUUACCUGAGGCCAACCUGCUCCUGCUCCAGCAGUUGCUGUCCCUGCUCAGUAACAUCAGCAGGAAUGUGACCACCAGCAAAAUGACCGCUGGCAACCUGGCCACCUGUUUGGCACCGAACCUCCUCAGCCCACCCCAGGAGCUGCCCCUGAAUGUCCUGGCACAGGAGACAGGGAAGGUGACGCAGCUAGUGGAGUUCCUCGUCGACCACCACCAGGAACUCCUUGGGCAGGAGGUGGCUGGGCUGGCCAGCAAGGGGGUCAAGGAGCCACCAGCUCUGCCAGCAGAGCCAGAACAGCAGAGGUAUGUGAAGUGCACAAACAGCAUGACAACAAAAGCCUCCCUCCUCAGAAGGUGGAGCUGCUGCUGCAGGAACAAGCACGGUCAUCCACCAGCCUGCAGCUCUGCUGAAGUGCAAAGCAAGGCUGAUGCAGGUGCCUCCUGUCGCUCCUGAGAGUGAACACCAAAGGAGCCUUUCUGGGGAGAAAAAGCAAAACUACCUAGCUUUGCUUGGUUCAAGGUAAUCAUGGCUUCACCUGUCUUAACAAUAUUAUUGAAUGGAAAGGUUGCCAGGCUCUGCACAACAGAGCAGAAAGCGACAAGCAACCUGUGAAAAGGGCAGUGAUGGGCCACCCUGCAGGAAGAGGAGCAGGUUGUCAACAGAGCUCUCAGGGAUGGGCAAUUAAGGAAUUCCAAGCACGGGAAGAAGAAGGAGGAGCCUGG